This is a messenger RNA of Ruditapes philippinarum (Manila clam), 1108 nucleotides long. RefSeq names its product multiple epidermal growth factor-like domains protein 10. The record is from RefSeq and is a predicted model, not a curated record. Gene Ontology annotation, molecular function: scavenger receptor activity; protein binding. NCBI's taxonomy places the organism in Eukaryota, Metazoa, Mollusca, Bivalvia, Venerida, Veneridae.
UUUCAAACUUCCUAGUUUCAUGUAAAUUUAAAGAACGUUUUAAAGUUAAAUUGAGUGUGAAGAUAAUCGUUAGAUCAUAUCUUUUUCAUUUUGAUAGCUUUUAAAGUCAGGGUACUGAAUAUGAAAAGUAUUAACUUUAUGAUGGAUUUUACUGUAAUAACUGUGUUACUUAUGUACUCGUGCUUGUCUGCAGUUGCUGGUCAAGAAAUAUUAGCUUGUGAUAGUGGCAAAUGGGGAUCAAAUUGCACGAGCACUUGCCCCGAUUUAUGCUCAUCUUAUGGAUGCGACAGAGCGACUGGCUUUUGCUAUAGAUGUGUGAACGGUUUCCAAGGAAAAUACUGCGACAUACCAUGUCAUUUCCAAUGUCCGUCUUGUGACCAAUACGACGGAAAAUGUCCAAAUUGCUAUUCCGGCUGGUAUGGGGAUUUCUGUGACAAAAAGUGUGGCGUUAAUUGUGUCAGUUGUACUAAGUCUACCGGGAGUUGUAACUCGUGUAAUUCAGGUUGGCAUGGAGAUUCAUGUGAGUUAGCUUGUCCAAUUAAUUGUAAAAGCUGCCAAAAAUUAACCGGCCAAUGUUUGUCUUGUGAAGAUGGCUGGUAUGGAAACGAGUGUGAAUUACCUUGCUUGUCCGGGCCAGGUUGUGCAAGAAGCUACUGCACGAAGUCAACUGGCGAUUGUGGUUCUUGUAAAACCGGAUGGUAUGGAACGAAAUGCGAGCAACAAUGUCGGAACUGUUUCGGUGCUUGUUCUAAAAGUUCUGGCUCAUGUACUUACUGCGUUUCAGGAUUUUGGGAUGCAACUUGUUCACAGAAAUGUACAGGAACGUGUGAAAUGUGUAAUAAAUCAGACGGAAAAUGUUUGCUUUGCCCGGACAGAUAUUGGGGGCCUAGUUGUUCUAGACUCUGUAGCUCAGAAAAUUGCGACAGAUGUGAUGUUAAUACAGGAAUAUGCAAAAAAUGUAAAACAGGAUACUGGGGUAAGGCCUGUGAGACGCAAUGCAAUACUUGUCCUGACAACAGGUGUGAUAUUUCAUCCGGCCUAUGCGAAAACUGCCAGGACGGAUAUGCAGGGGAAUAUUGCAACAUACAUUGUAACACAUCUAGAUGUU